Molecule: messenger RNA, 1494 nt
Organism: Nematostella vectensis (starlet sea anemone)
Lineage: Eukaryota; Metazoa; Cnidaria; Anthozoa; Actiniaria; Edwardsiidae
Product: F-box only protein 36
Exons: 1
Coding region: 118-750 (210 amino acids)
Molecular function (GO): protein binding
Source: RefSeq, a predicted model, not a curated record
UGAACCCAGACCUCGCUCGACCAAUCAAUGGCGGUUGUUUGAAUGUUGAUUUCUCGUAGUAACUGGUGUUACAUUUCGUUUUGCUUGACAAACAUCGAGAUUUGCGUUGUUUAGACCAUGAAUCUCGGACGCCAUAUCUAUCUGGAAAAGACGGCACAAGCGCCUUCACCAAGCAAAGAUUUUCACCAGUUGAUCGUGCAAGACGGAGAAGUUCUUUGGAGAACAUGGCGCAUUUCGGCUCGCAAAGAUCAGCGUUACAUCCCACCUAGCCAGCGUCGAGUCCCUUGGGAAGAUUUCGAUGAUGAUGCCCUUACCCAAAUGGACAUACAUCGUGUUUUUGGAGACGAUACAUUGCGUCUAGUCCAUUCCCUGGUUUGUGGGGACUGGCUUGUUCGACUACCUUCGAACACAGUAGUUCACAUUGCAAGUUAUCUCGAUCUUAUUGACGUCUCGCGUUUGGGAUCAGUUUGCAAGUUCCUUCGAAAAGUUUGCUCCAGUGAUGAGCUUUGGGAAAAGAUCUAUAGAUCACACUGCGACACUAUAACUGACGAAAUACGCGAAUUAGCAAAAGAUGUUGGCUGGAAGAAAGUGUUUUUCACCAAUAGGUUACAACUCCAAGUUUUGAUGAAAAGAAAGAAGGACAAAGAAAACGCUCUCAAGAAACGAGCGUCGGAGCUGAAGAAACAAGCAGAGAUAGAAGAAUCACACCAUUCCUCUGCUUUCCUAACAAAAAACAACAACGAUGACUGAAUGGAGACAUACAUGAUCAAUUUUGUAUUUUAUAGUAAUCUCCUUCAAAACCACUUGUAGUUGUUAUAUAUUCAUUUUUUGCGUGCUUGUGGUUUGUACCAUAUUGUUUUAGGUGUUAAUUUGUUUUUUUUUGAAAAGGCGUGAAAAAACAUCAAGUACAAUUAACCAUAUUCGUUCAAUCGCUUAUGGUAUGUGGCGAACAAUGUUACAAUACUAGGCUUGUUGUAUUGACCUAGUCUAGUCAAACCCUACUCUGAUCUAGUAAUGGAUAUUUAAGACAACAGCAACAAUUUACAGACUAAAGGCUCUUUGCUGAAAAUCUGAUGGAGUGUGAUGGGUUGUGAUUGGUUGUGGUGGGGUGAUGGGGUAUACUGUUGCAUUUUCUGUAGGCAUUGAUUCACUGUAUAUCUGAGCAAAGCUAAUUUUUUAUUUUACAAGAAAUCGUGAGCUGUGAUGCAUCACAAAAAAACUAGGCCUUUCCCAAAAAAAAUAUAUUGUGCAUGGUAUAGUCAAAAGAAUUAUCACAAGGUACCAAUUAUAAUUUUAGUGCCAUUAUGGUUUUCUGCCAAUAAAUAAGUGCAGAAUUAUUUCAGGGUUGCACUGCCAUGCAUUGAGUUUUGUUGGUACAAUUCUAAUCAAUUUGAAUUCGAGUUUUAUUCACCUGUAAACUUAUAGAUAACAUGUAUAAAAUACAUAGAAGUGAUAGAAAACAAUUUAUUUGAAAUAUGUUUUGUUUUCAAUCUG